Molecule: messenger RNA, 1374 nt
Organism: Daldinia childiae
Lineage: Eukaryota; Fungi; Ascomycota; Sordariomycetes; Xylariales; Hypoxylaceae
Exons: 2
Coding region: 1-1374 (457 amino acids)
Source: RefSeq, a predicted model, not a curated record
AUGCUUAACAGAGACCACAUAUCUAAUGUCAUGGAUGUCCCUAGGAUUGCUGGGGCUUUUUUUAUCACCACUUUUGCGGGCUAUAUUAGCACAUAUUUAGUUACGCUCGGGAGUUCCCAGCUAGAACAACGACUACGAGGUGUACGAGAGAAAGUUUCCGACGUCGAAAGCCGCCCUAAAUCCUGGCCUAGCCCCUCCGCAGCAUGGCCGGCUCCGCCAACAGAUAGGGGUGUCAAGCGGAUAUCUCAAUUGUCUCGGAUAAGUGUGGCUAUAUCGAACGAGAGGCCUCUCAUUUUGGCCGAGGCAGUGAAAGGAGGUCCAGCCUCGCAACUUAUAGAACAGAUCGUACACACCGGCCCGCUAUGGAUUUGCAUCUUUCUACUUGCCAUCGUCGGGGUUCCGGUAUAUUUCGCGACUAGGUACGAGGCACCGUUUGAAGUUCUAUGCUUCAUUCUAUUCUGGAUUUUAUCCGUCCAGUUUCAGAGGUCAUUAAAGAGUUCAUACCGUCUCCUAAGGUUUCCAUACCUAAGAUCAGUAAUGGUCAUAUCUGCGAAUCCGGUGCUCGUGACUUGGGCAAUUGGAACAGCUUAUCUCUGGAUUAAGACAGCAUAUAGAGGACAAAGUAUCGAUGUCACUAUCACCGAAUUUCACUGGCACCAGACUCUGGCGGAGAGCAUAGUUGCGGUUGUAAAGGGCGGGAGGAUAUCAAAUAAUAUUGGCGCUGGUGACCUAUCCGGGCCGGUCUUGGAUGCUGGCAUCGUCUGUAUGGGGUUCAAGAUGUUCGAGUACCGAAAAGAGCUAUGGGAAAGCGUAUACACAGUGUUAGCCACAUGUGCAUUACUUUCCGUGGUAAAUGUCUUCCUCAACAUUAUCCUCGCCCGCGCAUUGGGAUUACAGCCCGCCGACGCCCUGGCCUUUGCUGCCCGAUCCGUUACUAUUGCUCUUGGAGUGCCGGCGGUUGAGAGCUUGGGCGGUAGCACUACACUCAUGAGUGCACUUGUUAUUUUUGGCGGGAUUCUCUUCCAGAUGGGUGGGGAUUGGCUAUUCUCACUCCUGCGGAUUAAUGACCAGGAACGCCAGCCGAAAUCUAACGACUCCAACAACAGUAGUUACACGGAAACUACGAGGUCUACGGAUAUGUGGGACGAGAAAGACAUGCAGAAGCAAAUUACUAGGACCGACAAUGCGGUUAUCGCAGCCGGUGUGACUGUAGGCAUCAACGCAGCAGCGAUGGGCACAGCGCAUCUAAUAGAGCGGGAUUCGAGAGCUACAGCAUAUUCCGCAUUGUCAAUGACGAUGUUUGGGGCUAUGACGGUGGCACUCACUGCGGUUCCUAGCGUCUCGGAGAUCAUAAUAUCUCUAGCAUCGAGAUGA